AUGGCAGCUGCAGAUGUCGUCCCCGAUGCGAGAGAUAUCGUCCAAGACCCUCCUGAAUUGUCCCUGAAGCCUCGUUCGGCAGGGCACAAACAGACCAACGGAGAUGUGGAACACGAUGCAGAAACUCCCCAACGACCACACGAGAACGAGUGGUACCGGUCCGGUUUCUCGUCCAACGGCUACCGCAUCCACGAGGAGCCGCUGCACACGCGACGACCGAUGCGUGUGCUGAUCGUCGGCGCCGGGGCCGCGGGGCUCCAGAUCGCGUACAAGGCGCAGCGCCAACUGUCCAACGUGACGUUUGCCAUAUACGAGAAAAACUCGGCCGUGGGCGGCACCUGGCUGGAAAACCGGUACCCAGGCUGCACAUGCGACAUCCCCAGCCACUCGUACCAGUUCAGCUUCUGGCGCAAGCCGGACUGGAAGAGCUACUACGCCGGCGCCGAGGAGAUCCGCCAGUACCUCCAGGCGUUUGCCGUCGAGAACGACCUGGAACGCUUCGUCCGCUUCGGCCACCGCGUCGACGAGGCUCGCUGGGACGCCGAACGGGGUGUAUGGAAGAUCAAGGGUCACCUAGCGGAUGGCUCCGAGUUCACCGACGAGGGCGAAAUCCUGGCCUCGUGCCACGGUGUUUUUAAUUCGUGGAAAUAUCCAAAUAUCCCCGGAAUCGAUCAAUUCAAGGGCAAGAUCAUGCACAGCGCCGCCUGGGACGACAGCGUCGACUUGACCGACAAGAAAGUCGCCGUUGUCGGGGGAGGUUCCUCGGCCGUGCAGAUCAUUCCGUCCAUCCAGCCUUACACAAAGGAACUACACGUCUUCUUGAGGUCGCCCGUCUGGAUCACAGCUGGGUUCGGCGCGAAACACGCUGCGCCGGGUGGCGUCAACUUUGACUAUUCUGAGGAGCAAAAGAACAAGUUUGCCAGCGACGAGGCCGUCCUUGACAAGUACUGUCGAGAAGUCGAGGGGGAGCUCAACAAACGGUUUACCUUGAUGCACCUCGACAGCGUCGACCAGGCCGCGUCGCGCGAGUUCGUGGCCAAGAGCAUGUUCCAAAAGCUGGCCGGCGACCCGCGGCUGACGGCGCACCUGAUCCCGCAGUACGCGCUGGGCUGUCGCCGCAUGACGCCCGGGUCCGACUACCUGCAGUCGCUGCUGCGGCCCAACGUCGAGGUCAUCACGCAGUCGGCCGCGGAGGUCACGGAGAUGGGGCUGGUGGACGCCUCGGGGAGGCACGUCGACGUCGACGUCAUCAUCUUCGCCACGGGCUUCGACACGAGCUUCUGUCCGCCCUACACCCUGGUCGGGGAGAGCGGGCGGAACCUGCGCGACGAGUGGGCCGACUUUCCAAGGGGAUACCUGAGCGUCAUGGCCGAGGGAUUUCCCAAUAUGUUCCUCUUCAUCGGUCCCAACGGCCCAGCUUCGCACGGCUCCAUCCUCCCUAUCCUCGAAUGGCACACGCGGUACAUGUUCAAGAUCAUCUCGCACAUGCAGCGGACGUCUAUCAAGUCGCUAGGCCCGUCGCGCGAGGCCGUUGCGGAUCUGUACACGCACACGCACGAGCUGCUCAAGCGGACUGCCUGGUCGAGAUCGUGGUUCAAAAACGGCCGGGUCCACGGCCCCGUCACCGCCAUCUGGCCCGGCAGCCGCCUCCACUACUUUGAGGUGCUGGCCGAGCCGCGCUACGAGGACUUUGUCAUGACGUACCGCGACAGCGGCAGCGGCAGUGGUAGUGGUAGGGGAAACCGGUUCGCAUACCUGGGCAACGGGUACACGCAGGCCGAGCUCGACGAGGACAGUAAUCCCGUGUGGUACUUUGACGUCUUGGGCAGGGAGCUCGCAAUGGGGAAAAAAGCGUUUGGGGUGGUAGAAUAG
Messenger RNA from Fonsecaea pedrosoi CBS 271.37, 1872 nucleotides. RefSeq lists its product as uncharacterized. The transcript is spliced from 6 exons. The record is from RefSeq and is a predicted model, not a curated record. NCBI's taxonomy places the organism in Eukaryota, Fungi, Ascomycota, Eurotiomycetes, Chaetothyriales, Herpotrichiellaceae. Gene Ontology annotation, molecular function: N,N-dimethylaniline monooxygenase activity; NADP binding; flavin adenine dinucleotide binding. The coding region runs from base 1 to 1872 and encodes 623 amino acids.